Molecule: messenger RNA, 2091 nt
Organism: Sphenostylis stenocarpa
Lineage: Eukaryota; Viridiplantae; Streptophyta; Magnoliopsida; Fabales; Fabaceae
Source: the annotation of a GenBank genome assembly
AUGUCUCUUGGGUAUGCCGAGAAGCUUUCCUACAUAGAAGAUGUGGGCAACGUUGGAAUGGUCGAAUACUUCGACCCAUCUAACGUUUUGCGAGAGAAAAUAGAUCAACUUGCUAUCAUGAUUAAAAAGAGUAAGCAUCUAGUGGUGUUUACAGGUGCAGGAAUAUCAACUUCUUGUGGCAUACCUGAUUUUCGAGGUCCCAAGGGAAUUUGGACACUUCAGCGUGAAGGUAAAGCCUUGCCUGAAGCAUCACUUCCAUUUCAUCGUGCAGCGCCAAGCUUGACACACAUGGCUCUGGUUGAAUUAGAGAAGGCUGGCAUUUUGAAGUUUGUCAUCAGUCAGAAUGUUGAUGGUCUCCAUCUUCGAUCCGGAAUACCAAGGGAGAAACUAGCUGAACUGCAUGGGAAUUCCUUCAUGGAGACAUGCCCUUCUUGUGGAGAAGAGUACUUUCGUGAUUUUGAGGUAGAAACUAUUGGUUUAAAGGAAACAUCAAGGCGUUGUACAGUUGCCAAAUGUGGGACAAGACUUAAGGAUACUGUCCUUGACUGGGAGUCAAGUGUUGAUCAUGCUGAUUGGAGGAAUAGUGAAUUGCUAGUUGUUGAUGCAUUGCCUCCAAAGGAGAUGAAUCCUGCUGAGAAGCACUGUAAACAGGCAGAUAUAGUGUUAUGCUUGGGUACAAGUUUACAAAUAACUCCAGCGUGCAACUUGCCUCUGAAAGCACUUCGUGGUGGGGGUAAAGUCGUUAUUGUAAAUCUCCAGAAAACUCCAAAGGACAAAAAAGCCAGUUUAGUCAUACAUGGGUUUGUAGAUAAGGUAAUUGCGGGUGUCAUGGACAAGCUUAAUAUGCAGAUUCCUCCAUUCGUCAGGAUUGAUCUUUUCCAAAUUGUUCUAGUGCAAGCUUUGAGCAACGAUAAAAGAUAUGUGAACUGGACUCUCCAGAUUGCAAGUGCUCAUGGACAGAGAGCGGCAUUGCCUUUCAUCGAGUCUGUUGAGGUCUCCUUCUUGGACAGGGAAGAUUACAAAGCAGCCAUUCUGGAUAAGCAACCAUUUAGGCUUAAAAGGAGAACAGCAUAUAACAAAGCAUUUGAAAUGGUUCUGAAACUCAACUUCAGUGAUGGCUGUGGUUGCUCAUCCCUUGAAAUUGAUGUCCCGGUUGAUUUUAAGGUUUCAACUGACUGCUUUGACUUUGAUAAGGACUACAUAUUCCAAAAGCUGAGAGACAAGGCAGUUCUUGAAUCAAGAUGUGGUCAGAAUGGUGUUAUCGAGAGAAAGACCAUCUUGACACCUAGAAGUGAUGUCACUACCUAUGCCAUUGUGACCAAUGUUGUUCAGUACAGCAAAACAUGUAAAGCAGCCCUCGAUUCUCUAAGUAAUGGUGAUCUUAAAAAAAGAAAAGCUAGUGUGACUGGAAGAAAAAAGAAGUUGUGUGUUUUCAAAGCUAUGGAGCAUGGAGAUUCUUUCUUUCACUAUGAUCAACAUGGGAAAUCUAGUUCUGGUUUAGCAAUUCCUUUGCAGCAAGCAAACACAGAAAUUGCAGCAGCAAUAAACUCAAAUGGAGGUUCAAACCCUAAUUUGAUUGUGAGAGAUAAGAGCAAGAUGCCAAUCACAAAUGUGACAAAAAUCAUGAGAAAGAUUCUUCCAAAUAAUGCAAAAGUUUCAGAUGGAGCCAAAGAAAUGAUUCAACAGAGUGCUACAAACUACAUCACCUUUGUCACUAGAAAAGCCAAGGAGAGAUGCCAAAGUGAGUAUAGAAAGAUUAUGAAUGCAGAUGACUUGUUAUGGGCCAUAGGAAAUGUGGGCUUUGAUGACUAUAUUGGGCCUCUCACUACUUUUCUCCAACGUUGUCGCUCCAUUGAAGGAGGUAUUAGUGGGCCUAGUUUUGGGCCUGAGCCCACCAUGGAGAUUCCUCACCCUCCUUUACCACCACCACCAGUUUCUUCAUCUGGGUCAGAUUUUUCCAUGCACCAAAACACAGAUCCUGAAAUGUUUGACUCAAAUGGUGUUAGUGGGUACCUAGAUGCUGUUGGUUCUUCAAAUAAUGCUUUCAUCAACUUUGAUCCUUUCUCUCUCUUCCAACAGGAUCAGCUCUGA